AUGCAUGUAAAAGUUUAUCCGCUGUUGGGCAAGGGCAUGUUAGCAGCUCCAUUCACCAUUGCUAGGGCUGUGUACAUAGCUAGGGGGUCCAGCAGAGAUUCGCACAUGCGUCGGAACUUGCAAGGACCGGGAAUGGUUGCAUACGUCUGGUCUGGCUUUGCCACAGCCAUACAUGGCCUGAAGACCGACCCUGAAGAAGCCAGAGUGCCUAUUCCCGGCGACGAGCGAGGCGAUGCCGCAAUGGCCUUUUACAGGCGUCGGCAGCUUCCAGCAGGCUAUCGGAUAGGCGUAGUCAUCCUGGCCAUUUCGAUCGUUGCUCUCACCAUGGCACCCAUCGGGGGAGCCAUUCUGCAAAAUUCGGCCAACGGCUGGCUGAAUGUGAAGACCUUUGGCGGCGUCAUGUGUCUCGCUGGGUCGGCGAUUGUUCUGCUAUCGAGGUGGCUCUAUACCGAGAAGAAACUUCUCAGGGUGUUUUGA
Molecule: messenger RNA, 477 nt
Organism: Aspergillus fischeri NRRL 181
Lineage: Eukaryota; Fungi; Ascomycota; Eurotiomycetes; Eurotiales; Aspergillaceae
Exons: 2
Coding region: 1-477 (158 amino acids)
Source: RefSeq, a predicted model, not a curated record